Dentiscutata heterogama is the source of this 621-nucleotide messenger RNA. Lineage: Eukaryota; Fungi; Glomeromycota; Glomeromycetes; Diversisporales; Gigasporaceae. The record is from the annotation of a GenBank genome assembly.
AUGAGCCUGGUUAAUUAUGAGUUAGCCCCUAGCUCAUUGCAAGAUGAGUCGACCCGACCUGAUAUAUGGUAUAUCUUAAUCAUUCCUGGCUUCGGAAUCGUUAGCCAUGUUAUUUCAGCCUUUGCUGGAAAGCCGAUUUUUGGUUAUCUUGGUAUGGUCUGCAAGGAAAGUUCAGUGGCUCCUAACUCCCAGUCCAGCGGGAAACGGAGCCUUCUAAAUACCUCAGCAGACCCAAACUGGGUUAGUGGCUUUGUAGAUGCGGAGGGUAGUUUGACUAUUAGAAUUCUAAAGGGUGCGAGCAAUGCCGUUGGCCAUUCUUGUGGGCUUGCAAUGAACAUCUAUGUGGAAAGCAAUCGGCAUUCUGUAGUAAAAAGGGUUAUCGGUUCUCGCCAAAGGGCAUCUAAAACUAACCCUGCUCCUUCUAAAGAGCUUAAUCCUUACUGGGUUACAGUGGAAGUACGGACUUCUUUCGAGAUUCUUUUGAAUUCUGAGGAUGUUCAUAGGAUUCAACCAUUCUUUGGAUUUGAACAAGAACAAGCAUCAUCUACUCAACCAGAUUAUAGGUCACUUCGAGCGAUACCCACUAGAGAAUAUGAAACAUCAGGACUUUAUAGCGUUUAG